Molecule: messenger RNA, 739 nt
Organism: Strongylocentrotus purpuratus (purple sea urchin)
Lineage: Eukaryota; Metazoa; Echinodermata; Echinoidea; Camarodonta; Strongylocentrotidae
Product: C-type lectin lectoxin-Thr1
Exons: 3
Coding region: 66-560 (164 amino acids)
Molecular function (GO): signaling receptor activity
Source: RefSeq, a predicted model, not a curated record
CCAAGGUUCAUUCUAGACAAGCUGAUAUUUUCAACCGCUCUUCAAAGGAUUUUGGUGUUUGCAACAUGGCUUCAAACUUCACCAUCAGCCUGUUGCUCCUUGCCUCAAUCGCAUGCCUCGCCAAAGGCUGCUGUCCAGAGAAGUUCAUGCAGGUCGGCGACCGCUGCUACCACUUCAGCUCCUACAAGAAAACAUGGUCCGAUGCGAAUCGUGAGUGCGAAGAUCUGGGGGCGCAUCUAGUGAGCCUCCACAGCUCUGCGGAGAGUGAAGACGUCUAUAACCUUUGGAAGAGUUUCACCGAUGUGAGUUACGCAGAUGACGGAAACCGGGCCUAUUGGAUUGGCCUAAAUGACAGGGAAUACGAAGGCUCAUUUAAGUGGAGUGAUGGGACCAGCGUCGACUACUACCACUGGCAGUCCGGCGAACCAAACAACGACAGGGGAGAGGAUUGUGUGUCUCCCCGUAAUUAUGGUAGCAGUGACUAUGACAGACAAAAGUGGAACGACUACGACUGCGACGAAAAUAAGUCCUUCUUCUGCUACAAACCUUUCACCUCCUAAAACACUGGCAAAUAUUCCCCAUGUGUCAAAUCAACUGCAUCGCAAUAUUAACAUAACACAACAACUAAAUGCAACAAUAAUAAUAAGAACAACACAAACAGAACAUAGAAAUAUUCAGAAGAGAAGACAAAGAAAAAAAAACAUUGAUUCCAAUUGAAUAACAACUGUCCCUACUAACA